UCCGUUUUCAUUCUGACAGCCGAGCGAGCCGUGCAGAUUUGCAUUUGGUGGGAGAGAGCCCAUAGGUGCAGCCUCUGGCCAUGAAGCACUCAGCUGCUAUUUAACGAAAAUCUCCUCUCUGUCACUCGUCUGUUAACCCUUUGAAUGCAAGUUCAUACGUAAACGUCGUGGGAUAUCGUAUGCGGCGUUGUGAUUGUGUCUGAAGAGCGAACAGAGAUUCUCAACAUGGCGGAUAGCAUGAUGAGCAAAGCAGCCACGAUGGAGAUUCCCAUCAACAGCAACGGAGACUCCAGAACACUGGGGGAAGACGAUGGCCUAGAGCAGGCCAGACGUUGGAACUUAGAUGAGCAGGACCUGCAGCAGGUGAUGGUGUCGGGCCCCAACCUGAACGAGACCAGCAUCGUGUCCGGAGGCUACGGGGGAGCGGCAGAGGGCAUCAUCCCCACCAGCUCUAUUAAAGGACCGGCCAUCUUUUUUAACCCAGAGUACUUGGAAAAGAGGAAGUCAGGCGAUCCCAAAGAAGACAUACGCAACAAAUCACGUGGCAUCCCACCCAGCCAAUCAGCCACCAGCCGGAUAGCCAACCAGGCGCAGCGGUACCCAGGUCCCAGCAUGCACCACAGCAACAGCAACCCCAUGAUGGCGGAGGAGGCCACGCGGGGCGUCGCCGUGGAGAAGUUGGACACCGUCAAGAAGUGGGGCAUCAACACAUACAAAUGUACGAAGCAGAUGUUUUCGGAGCGUUUUGGGCGUGGCUCUCGCACGGUGGACCUGGAGCUGGAGGCCCAGAUAGACCUGCUGCGGGACACCAAGAGCAAAUAUGAGAACAUCCUGCGGCUGUCUGGCUCCCUCACCACCCACUUCUACAACAUGGUGCAGACGCAGCAGGCACUCGGAGACAUCUUCGCAGACCUCAGCCAGAAGUCGCCCGAACUACAGGAUGAGUUUGGGUACAAUGCGGAGACGCAGAAGCUGCUGUGCAAGAACGGGGAGGCGCUGCUGGGGGCCAUCAACUUCUUUGAGUCCAGCGUCAACACGCUGGUCACCAAGACCAUGGAGGACACCCUCAUGACCAUCAAGAUGUACGAGAACGCCAGGCUGGAGUUCGAUGCCUAUCGGGCGGACCUGGAGGAGUUGAGCACGGGUCCGCGUGACGCGGGCACCAUGGUGAGGAUGGAGAUGGCACAGGCUCAGUACCAGCAGCACCGGGACAAGUACGAGAGGCUGCGCAGCGACGUCUCCAUCAAACUCAAGUUCCUCGAGGAAAACAAGGUGAAGGUGAUGCAUAAGCAGUUGCUCCUCUUCCACAACGCCAUCUCGGCCUACUUCGCCGGGAACCAGCAGCAGCUGGAACAGACUCUCAGACAGUUCAACGUCAAGCUCAAACCCCCCGGCUCAGACAAGCCCUCCUGGCUGGAGGAGCAGUGACACACACACACACACACACACACACACACACACACACACACACACACACACACACACACACACACACACACACACACACACACACACACACACACACACACACACCUGACCCUGGCCUACCAGUGCUAUCGAAAAACGUCAACAGCAAGUCAUGCAGUGUGGACACGCACACACAGACACACACACCCACAUUUGCGCGAGACCUAUGUGGAAAUUACAGAUGGAUGAAUGGAUGGACUGAAAGAUUUACUGAAAUGGACUGACGGAGAGACAGAAGACAUCCUCAGAGGUGGAUGGCGCAUGUACUGUAUAUAUAAACUAGUGUCAGAGAAUCCAAGCGACCUGAGACAGCGAGCGCGCAAUAUGGUGGCAGGGACUCUUCGCCAUCCCCUAUUCUCUUGUGCUUUCAUUUCUCUUCUCUCGGAUGUAUAUUUUGUUGUUUUUUCGUCCUUUUGACCAUCAUAUCUGUGUUUCUGAAAGCCUUUAUAUGUUCUGGAUGUAAUUUUAAUCAUCGGUACUUCAUUCUUCAAUCCAUGUACGUAGUAAGAAUGCAGAAGGUCUUUAAAGUGAUACUUCAUCAUUCCUGGAAUUGAAUCAUUUUACACCUCCCCUUUCGUUUAACAAUUGCGUUUUAAUUGUUUCUCAUUCUUCCAGCGGUCCUCUUAGUCAGGUGAUAUUACCUCUACACAGUCCCACGCUAGCAAUUAUCACUGAAUUGUAUGGGACCAGCUAGCUGCUAGCUGGUCCAAUGCGACUCAAUUAUGUACGCUAGCUUUGAGGUAGAAUUUGUUUUGCCAGACAUCAGAGAAUGGCUGAAAGUACAGGAGAAAAGGUAAAACUCGACCAUUUCGCUGAGGGAAAAGUGAAAACUUGGCUUAUUUCCAGAAAUGGGAGAGUAUCACUUUAAAACCGUUGAAAGUGGUUUUGUACUUAGAAAUGAAUGAAUAUCACUUUUGUCAUUUGUCAUUCAGCAGAAUGCGCCAGUGAAAGGUAAUGACAACAUCAGAUCGAGUCACUUUAGUCAUGUCAGUGUUGAUCAGAAUUAUGUUGUAUAUGUACUAUCUCUUAGUGUGCAGAUUCAUAUUUUGGGGAAUAUAGGGAGUCAAUUCUAAUCUGUGCAACAUUAGUACUGAAUGUUGAGGAAAAAAUAAGGGAAAAGAGAUGAAACCGUAGUCAGGUUUAUAUAUGAAAGUUAUUUAUGAAUUAAUCAAAAGCUAAUAGCCACUUUUUUAUUUAUUUUGAUUGUCACACUGCUUUGUAAACACUAUCACAUCGCUUAAAAGUGCUUCUCAUAGCUGUAUUAUUAUUUGUUCUGUUGUUUGAAAGACAUUUUGCGGUUUGUGUGGUGGUAACAGAGCCGAAAUGGUCUAUAGUAUAUUGCAUAACUGUAGUACGCACCUUACCCUAUGCUCAUCACACUUGUGUGCUGUGCACACAGCAGUGUGGUGGUAAUUCAUCGCAAUGCAGUAUCUUUGGCAGUUAUUUAAAACAGAUCACUCCAUAUCUUUUUCUAGUUUGCAUCUUCGCACUUGCGAAAGAACAGACGUACUGUAACCAUUCAUAGCCCUCAGACCUUGUGCUCUGUCAUACACAGAAAUUGAAGUUGAAGCCCUGAAACUGACUCUUAGUGGUGUUUUUCACAUUUUAUUUAAAAAAAACGCUUUUCAAUUCAUCAAUACACCAUAGGCUUUACCUGCAUUAAGCAAAAUUGGAAUGUCUCUAUUUAAAUCUCGAUGACAGAAGAUUCCACUUCCAAGCUGUAUGUGGACUGAAUAUGGGAAGGGCGGUACGGAAUUUUGUCGAAGCAGUACAACUCAGUUGCUCUCUCUACCCGACUCAGCACCCCCCCCCCCCUUUAUACUCACCACAGUUUACUGUCUAUACCUGAUCACUGUCUCCAAAGAAAAAAAAAACAUGUUUAACUGAACCUGAUGGUCAUGUUUAUGUUUGUUUGUUUGAGUUAUGAACCUUGAUGUGCCACAUGAGGACGGCAAGGGUCAGUGUCAAAGGUCACAUGAAGGUGACGACCAAAUACAGUGCCAUGUUAUUCACAGGCACACACUCCAUAGCAGGACCAAACCACCAACAUCUCUCCUCUGUUCUAUGUUUGUUUAGCCUGUCAAAAUGGAUGACAGGCGAUUGGCAUUUUCACAGUAACACCGUGUCAACAAGAGAGUUGUUAAUUCAUAUGUUAUCUCCACUGACCACUCCAUAUAAAAUACAUUUCUAGGUCACCACUUGUGGUGCUUCUUGAUGGCAGUGGGCCAAAUUUGGUUGUCCAUCAUAAUGCCUACUUCUAUUGAUUUGCUAUAUUCCAUUGUUAAAUCCCAUAUCACCGUCUGUUACAAUAUUAGUGAUUGUAACUAGUCUGUUUAAUUUAAUUUAGUCUGUAUAUUUUCCCUGAAAUGGCUGUCAAUUGAUUUAUACACAACAUGAAGUAAAUGUUUUGAUUUUAGUUUUUGUUUCUCUGGUGGAUGUAUUUCCGUAAUGAUCCUCAUGUUCAACUCAGUUCAAUGCUGACCUGAACGCCACAUGACAUGAGGGUGUUUGUUUAUUGACUUCACCAAAAAUUGCUGAACUGUUUGCAACGUUCUGCGUGUUCAUGGAUCUUAUCGUGCAUAUUUGCAAUUGUGUUGCCUACUCUCGUGCAUACACAAUCAGUGGUCAGUGAUCUAGUUCAUAAAACAUUCAUUCCUCUUGAUUAUGGAUUUCUUGGAUAGGGUCAUGUUUUUUUAUGUAAGUGGACCAAGUUCUUCAUAUAAUACACCUCUGUGUUGAGCCAUAUAUCACUGGUCUGAAAAGUGGGCUCAGUAAAUUUUACUGUAUUUGAUUGUCCUAACAAAGAAGCAACCCCACUUUGUAACAGUUUUACUGCAACCAACAUUUCAUCCAAUACAAAAAGUGACAUUUUUAAAUUUUCCUUAUUUGUGCAAAUGGAUUGAUGGGAUCAUGGAAGGUUUAUAAAAGAAUAUUGUUUGCAUAUAAUCUAUUUUUUUAGGCUGGUGUGUCAUAUUCUAAUAUUGUGCGAGUGGAAAAGAUUGAUGAAUAAUAUACAAUAGGGCCUAUGUAAAUGUGAAAGUAACUCAGUUAUCUUCCCAAUGUAAAUGUGUUGUGUUAUGCCCUUACAACAAGACCCCUGUAAUUGGCACAAGUAGUGAAAUCAUGAUGUAUGAUUAAAAAUCGCAA
Messenger RNA from Engraulis encrasicolus (European anchovy), 4614 nucleotides. RefSeq names its product ADP-ribosylation factor interacting protein 2a (gene arfip2a). Gene Ontology annotation, cellular component: trans-Golgi network membrane. The coding region runs from base 226 to 1428 and encodes 400 amino acids. The transcript is spliced from 11 exons. The record is from RefSeq and is a predicted model, not a curated record. Gene Ontology annotation, biological process: intracellular protein transport; regulation of Arp2/3 complex-mediated actin nucleation. Gene Ontology annotation, molecular function: protein domain specific binding; phospholipid binding. NCBI's taxonomy places the organism in Eukaryota, Metazoa, Chordata, Actinopteri, Clupeiformes, Engraulidae.